This is a messenger RNA of Fomitopsis serialis, 1005 nucleotides long. RefSeq names its product phosphoribosyl pyrophosphokinase. The transcript has 7 exons. Lineage: Eukaryota; Fungi; Basidiomycota; Agaricomycetes; Polyporales; Fomitopsidaceae. Gene Ontology annotation, cellular component: ribose phosphate diphosphokinase complex; cytoplasm. Gene Ontology annotation, molecular function: ribose phosphate diphosphokinase activity; magnesium ion binding. Gene Ontology annotation, biological process: ribonucleoside monophosphate biosynthetic process; purine nucleotide biosynthetic process; 5-phosphoribose 1-diphosphate biosynthetic process. The record is from RefSeq and is a predicted model, not a curated record. The coding region runs from base 1 to 1005 and encodes 334 amino acids.
AUGCUGCACGGCAACUCUGUCAGAAUCCUGACUGGAAACAGUCACCCCGAGCUCGCCCAGGCUGUGGUCGAGCGGCUCAACGUCCCCUUGACUCCUUGCACAGUCAAGAAGUUUUCGAACGGCGAGAUCGACGUCAAAAUCGCAGAGUCCGUCCGCGAUGAGGACGUCUUCAUCAUCCAGUCCGGAUGCAACGACGUCAACGACAGCCUCAUGGAGCUCCUCAUCCUCAUCUCUGCGUGCAAGGGCGCCUCCGCACACCGGAUAACGGCGGUCAUCCCCUGCUUUCCGUACGCACGGAUGGACAAGAAGGACAAGUCGCGCGCACCCAUCACCGCCAAGCUGGUAGCGAACAUGCUCGCCGUAGCUGGCUGCGACCAUGUCAUCACCAUGGACCUGCACGCCAGCCAGAUCCAGGGCUUCUUCGACUUCCCGGUGGACAACCUCUACUCGGAACCACUCAUGAUCUCGUACAUCAAAAGAAACAUAGAGGGAUGGAAGAACAGUAUCAUUGUCAGUCCGGAUGCAGGUGGAGCGAAGCGGGUUACGGCUAUCGCGGACAAACUUGGGGUGGAGUUCGCCCUCAUUCACAGAGAGCGAACUCGUAAGUCGGAGGCGGCACCCGAGAGAAUGGAGGUCCUCGUGGGAGACGUGCGCGGCAAGGUGGCUAUCCUCAUAGAUGAUAUGAUAGACAGCGGCCGGACCCUCGCGCUCGCCGCACCGCUCCUGAAGGAGAAGGGAGCGUCAAAAGUAUUUGCUCUGAUCUCACAUGGGCUGCUGUCUGAGACCAACAUGAGCAUGAUCGAGGAACUGCCGAUUGAGCAGCUUGUGGUGACGAACACCGUCCCCCAAAAACACCACGAAGAGGGUUGCUCGAAGCUUGUCACCAUCGACGUCAGCCCUACAAUCGCGGAGAGUAUCCGUAGGACGCACAAUGGAGAGAGUAUAAGUCUGCUUUUCGGGGACUGGGCAGAUGGACUUGCCGUCAACGGUGUUGGUAGCUAUUGA